AUGUCACCCUUUGAGGCGUUAUAUGGGAGAUCUUGUAAGACGCCUCUUUGCUGGACAGAAAUUGGGGAAAGACGAUUGUUGGGUCCUGAUAUAGUAGAUGAAACCACAACAAAGAUUAAGAUUAUUCAGAAACAAAUGAAAGCAGCACAGGAUAGACAGAAAAGUUACGCGGAUAAGCAUAGACGUGACUUGACCUUUCAAGAGAAUGACGAAGUAUUUCUCAAAGUCCAAGCAACCAAAGGAAAGACCCGUUUUGGGAUGGUUGGGAAGCUAAAACCCAGAUUCAUUGGACCUUUCAAGGUAUUGAGUAAGAUAGGGGCAGUGACUUAUAAGGUUGCAUUACCCCCAGAAUUGGCACAAGUUCAUGAUGUGUUUAAUGUGUCCAUACUUCGAAAGUGCCAUCCUGACCCUGAUCAUGUUAUUGAUUAUCAACCGCUUGAGUUAAAACCAGACGAGACUUAUGAAGAAGAACCUAUCGAGAUAGUCGAAUGA
Tarenaya hassleriana is the source of this 492-nucleotide messenger RNA. RefSeq lists its product as uncharacterized. The coding region runs from base 1 to 492 and encodes 163 amino acids. The record is from RefSeq and is a predicted model, not a curated record. The transcript has a single exon. NCBI's taxonomy places the organism in Eukaryota, Viridiplantae, Streptophyta, Magnoliopsida, Brassicales, Cleomaceae.